Messenger RNA from Arachis duranensis, 1944 nucleotides. RefSeq lists its product as uncharacterized. Gene Ontology annotation, biological process: DNA repair; telomere maintenance. The transcript has 2 exons. The coding region runs from base 1 to 1944 and encodes 647 amino acids. Lineage: Eukaryota; Viridiplantae; Streptophyta; Magnoliopsida; Fabales; Fabaceae. The record is from RefSeq and is a predicted model, not a curated record. Gene Ontology annotation, molecular function: DNA helicase activity.
AUGGAGGCCAAUAAAAAAUUUGAAGCAGGUCAAACUUUGACGUAUGCUGAAUUUCCAAAUCAAUUUGUUUAUGAUAGAGAAUCAAGGGUAUGGCAUCCACGCAAAAGAGGGUAUUCUAUCGGGAGGUUAAAUUAUGUUCCACCGGGUACAGGUGAUAUUUAUUAUAUGAGAAUUUUGUUAGCUGUUCAGAGAGGUUGCACAACAUAUGAGUAUAUUAGGACAGUUAAUGGAAUUAUAUAUUCUAACUUCCAAGAUGCUUGCUAUUCCAUGGGACUACUGUGCGAUGAUAGGGAAUUCAUUGCAGCUAUUAAUGAGGUAGCUGAACUUGCAUCUGGUCAUCAAUUGAGAAAAUUAUUUGCGAUGCUACUGAUAUCUAAUAGCAUUAGCAACCCAGAGCGUGUUUGGAAUGCAACUUGGACAUUAUUGGCUGAUGGAAUACUAUAUGAGAGGAGAAAAGCUUUGAAAAACCAAGGACUAAACAUGACUGAUGACGAAUUGAAAAACCUCUGCCUUAUUGAGAUUGAGAAGAUACUCAACAGCAAUGCGAGAUCUUUAAGAGACUAUCAAUCAAUGCCAUAUCCUGAGAUGUCUCAUGUUCGCCUUUUUCAGAAUAAGCUAAUAGAGGAGGAGUUAGCAUAUGACACAAAUGAGUUGACUCAUACAAACUUAUAUACAGAACAAAAGAUGACUCAUGAGCAAAGGUUAGUAUUUGAUGAGAUACUCAAUGCUAUUACAAUUACUGAUGAAUCUACUUGCAACAUCAAGCACGACAGUUUGAAGGCUGAGCUGCUCAUCCAAAGUAGCUUAAUAAUUUGGGAUGAAGCUCCAAUGCUCAAUAAAAUGUGCUUUGAAGCACUUGAUCGGACGCUCAGGGAUCUUAUGUCAAUUACCGAUCAACAUAAGACACAUCAACCAUUUGGUGGUAAGGUUGUUGUUCUAGGAGGUGAUUUCAGACAAAUACUUCCGGUGAUUCCGAAAGGAAGUAGACACGAUAUAUUGACAUCCGCUAUUAACUCAUCCCAUCUGUGGUCAUUUUGUAAGGUUCUGAAACUGCAUACGAAUAUGAGGCUUCUAAUGUCUUCUUUGGAUCAAGAUGAAAGUGAAAUGAAGAGAUUCGCUAAUUGGAUACUUGAUGUUGGAAAUGGAAAUAUUGGCUCUGUUGUUGGUGAUGAAUCAGAAGUUGAAAUUCCAAAUGAUCUAUUGAUUACAACUCCUGAUGAUCCUCUCUCUCAUUUGGUAGACUUUGCAUAUCCAAAUUUGUUGCAAAACAUGUCAGAUUACAGGUAUUUUCAGAGUAGGGCAAUUCUUGCACCCACGCUUGAGAGUGUCGAGAAGGUAAACGAUUUUGUCUUGACAAUCUUUCCAGGGAUGGAAAAGGAGUAUUUGAGCUCUGACACAACAUGUCAAGCUGAUGAGAAUGAAGAUGUACGACAAGAGUGGUUCACACCAGAAUUCCUAAAUGACAUCAAAUGUUCGGGACUACCCAAUCACAAGUUGACUUUGAAGCCAGGAGUCGCUGUAAUGCUACUGCGAAACAUAGACCAGACUUCAGGUUUAUGCAAUGGGACAAGAUUAAUAGUUAACGACCUUGGCAGCAAUGUAAUUGGAGCGACGGUAGUGACCGGUAGAAAUAUUGGAGAUAAAGUGUACAUUCCAAGAAUGAACUUGAUCCCUUCAGAUUCAGGAUUGCCAUUUAAGUUCCAACGGAGACAAUUUCCAUUGACAGUAUGCUUUGCAAUGACCAUUAACAAGAGUCAGGGUCAAUCAUUAUCACAUGUAGGGCUUUAUUUGCCAAAAUCAGUGUUCACCCAUGGACAACUUUAUGUUGCUUUGUCAAGAGUUAAGAGUCGCAGUGGCCUCAGGGUUUUAAUUCUAGACGAAGACGGCAAUCCAAAGUCAUCAACAACAAAUGUCGUGUUCAAAGAGGUUUUUAAUAAUAUUUAG